AACCUCUCUAGCUCGCGAUCGCUCGAUACUCAAGUUUGCGUGUGAAAGCCCCCAAAAUGCUGAGGAUCUUUCUGUGCGGAUUUUUGCUACAAUACGCUUUGCUUAUCAAUGCCACCGGGUUCUAUUCGGUGGUUGGGCCUGGCACCAUCCGUUCCAACUCCAAGUACAAUGUCGCCGUCUCCAUCCACAAGGCAGAUGGUCCCAGUCAGAUUAAGGUUAGUCUGAACGGACCCUCCUUCAAUGAGACCAAGGAAAUCGAAGUCUCGCCCAUGUCCACUCAGAAUGUGGAGUUCGAGGUGCCAAAACUGGCCACUGGGGACUACAACCUGACCGCCGAAGGAUUAUCCGGAGUGGUGUUUAGGAACACCUCCAGGUUAAAUUAUGCCGACGAGAAACCUUCGACCUUCAUUCAGACCGAUAAGGCCACCUACAAGCCCGCUGAUCUGGUUCAGUUCCGCAUCCUCUUCCUUGAUGAGAACACCCGACCAGCCAAGAUCGAUAAGCCCAUAUCGGUGGUGAUAACUGAUGGAGCCCAGAACAGAAUCAAACAGUUUGCGGACAUCAAGUUGACCAAGGGAGUCUACUCCGGGGAGCUCCAACUGUCCGAGCAGCCUGUCCUGGGCACUUGGAAGAUCUCUGUGAGUGUGGAUGGGGAUAACAGGGAGACCAAGUCCUUUGAGGUGGACAAGUACGUGCUUCCCAAGUUCGAGGUGAUCAUUGACACGGCCAAGGAUGUGGUGAUUGCCGACCAAGUGAUUAAGGCCACUAUCAGGGCCAAGUACACCUAUGGAAAGCCAGUUAAGGGAAAGGCAACCGUUUCAAUGGAACAAAACUAUGGCUACGAUUAUAGUUCCCAGGAAAAGCAACUGAAGACUGUCGAUGUGGAUGGCAAGGGUCAUGUGGAAUUUGAUAUUAAGUACCUCCAAAACAGCUCUUGGGCUCCGCCCAUGCGAAUCUUUGCCAUUGUCACCGAGGAACUGACUGGCAAUAAGCAGAACGCAUCCACUACUGUGAAUCUCCAUCACGAUCGUUUCAAAAUUGAAAAUUUCGACAAGCCUGAUAACUAUCAUCCGAAUAAGUCAUUUGUCUAUCAGGUUGUGGUGAAGAAUGUGGAUGGGUCUCCAGUAACGGCUUCUGCUAAGAAGGUUAAGCUGCGUUUUGAAAAUGCACACUAUUAUUUUACUGGACCUACCACGGAAGAGAGCAUCGAUUUUGAGGCACCUGUGAAUGAGAAUGGCAUAGCGACCUUUAGUAUUACUUUGCCAGACAGCGGUGUCAAUUACUACCGUGUUGUAGCCACUUUUGAUGGUUCCCAGAGUACCAUUGGAACCAUCAGUAAAUUUCACCCAGCAAUGGAGGUAAGAGAUCCUUUGAAGAUACAGCUCAACACAAAAAAACCAAGAUUGAGCGAGAAAGUUUCCUUUGAUGUCAAAUCGAUUGAGGAUAUUCCCUACUUCGUGUACACUAUUGUGGCCAGAGGAAACAUUGUGCUCAGCGAAUAUGUGGAUGUUCCUGAAGGAGUUAAAACCUACACGGUUAAGUUUACUCCCACCUUUGACAUGGUGCCCGAGGCUACUAUCUACAUUCAUUAUGUCAUCAACGAUGAUCUACACUUUGAGGAGAAAACCAUAGAGUUCGAAAAGGAGUUUAGUAAUUCGAUUGAUAUCUCAGCUCCUUUGAGUGCAAAGCCCAGUGAAGAAAUUAAGCUGCAAGUGAAAACCGAUCCAGACUCCUUUGUGGGUCUUCUGGGAGUGGAUCAGAGUGUCCUGCUCCUCAAGUCUGGCAACGAUCUCAAUCGAGAUGAUAUCUUUAAUAGCCUCAAUAAGUACAAAGCAAUGACUCCCUGGCAGCGAGGCUAUGGAAAAUAUCCUGGCGAAACAUCGGGCCUGGUGACCCUAACCAAUGCCAACUAUCCUUACAACACGGAUGCCAUAUUAUAUCGUCCCUUGAUACUUAAUGGAGCCUUUCCGAUGCCGAUUGCAUUUUCACUUGCGGCUCCAGCGGCUGCUUUCGGAAUGGGAAUACCUGGACCGCCUUCAUUGCCACCUAGCUCGACACAGGUUCCACAGAUCCGGAAAGAGUUUCCGGAGAAUUGGAUAUUUUACAAUGCGGACAAUGUGGACGGUGAAGGCUUCUCCUUGACCAAGAAGAUCCCGGACACGAUUACCUCUUGGGUAGUCACUGGCUUCUCUUUGAACCCCAACUCGGGCAUAGCCCUGACCAAGAACCCCAGCAAGAUUCGAGUGUUCCAGCCAUUCUUUGUAUCCACCAACCUGCCUUAUUCCGUCAAGAGGGGCGAAGUGAUUGCCAUUCCCGUGGUGAUAUUCAAUUACCUAGACAAAACCGUCGAUGCGGAAGUGGUAAUGGAUAACUCCGACAAGGAAUACGAAUUCACCGAGGCCACCAAUGAAGUCUUGGAGAAAGCCAUCGAUGAAGUGCGCCGGGUCAAACGAGUGACUAUUCCUGCAAACAGUGGCAAGAGUGUCUCGUUUAUGAUCCGACCAAAGAAUGUGGGAUCCACCACCCUGAAAAUCACGGCCACUUCGCCAUUAGCCGGCGACACCAUCCAUCAGAAACUUAAGGUAGAGCCAGAGGGAAUCACACAGUUCGAGAACCGAGCUGUCUUCAUAAACCUAAAGAAUCAAUCGGAGGUUUCCCAGUCCCUGGAAGCAGAGAUACCCGCUGAAGCUGUGCCCCAGUCCGAGUUCAUAGAGUUCUCCGUGGUUGGUGAUCUGUUGGGUCCCACUCUUCAGAAUCUGGACAAUCUGGUUCGGAUGCCGUACGGCUGCGGAGAGCAGAACAUGGUCAACUUCGUCCCCAACAUUCUAGUGCUCAAGUACCUGGAAGUCACUGGCCGACGAAUGCCAGCUGUCGAGACCAAGGCCAAGAAGUUCCUGGAGAUUGGCUACCAGAGGGAGUUGACCUACAAGCACGAUGACGGGUCUUACAGCGCCUUUGGAAAGUCGGAUCCUGCGGGAAGCACAUGGCUCACCGCGUACGUCAUGCGCUCCUUCCACCAGGCAGGAAAGUACACCGAUGUGGAUCCCAAGGUUGUGAUCGCGGGUCUCGACUUCCUCGUAUCGAAGCAAAGGGAGAGCGGCGAGUUCCCGGAGGUGGGAAAACUCUUUGACAACGCCAACCAGAAUGCUCUGGCCCUCACCUCGUUUGUCCUGCUGGCCUUCUUUGAGAACUAUGAACUCAUUCCAAAGUACCAGAGUGCCAUCGAGAAGGCAGUUCGCUAUGUGGCCGAGGAGGUGGACAAGACGGAGGACCAGUAUUCCCUGGCCAUUGCAGCCGUUGCUCUUCAGCUGGCCAAACACCCGCAGUCGGAGAAGGUACUUGCCAAGUUGGAGGGAAUGGCUCGGAAUGAAAACGAUCGAAAGUGGUGGUCGAAGGCUCCAGAAACGACUGGAGAGGAUAGCCGCAACUUCCACUGGAAGCCACGCAGCAACGACGUGGAGAUAACCUCCUAUGUCCUGCUCGCUCUCCUCGAGAAGGAAUCCGCGGAGAAGGCUCUGCCCAUCAUCAAGUGGCUGAUCUCCCAGCGCAACAGCAACGGUGGAUUCUCCUCCACCCAGGACACUGUGAUUGGUCUACAGGCUCUGACCAAGUUCGCCUACAAGACUGGCUCUGGAUCCGGCACCAUGGACAUCGAGUUCGAGUCAUCUCCAGAUGGCGGAUCUAAGAACACGAUUGCUGUGAACCCCGAUAACUCCCUUGUUCUGCAGACUCACGUGCUGCCCAAAACAACUCGCAAGGUGGACUUCACGGCCAAGGGUUCGGGAUCUGCGAUGGUGCAGUUCUCGUACCGCUACAACCUGGCCGAGAAGGAGAAGAAGCCCAGCUUUAGGGUCACACCCACGGUCAAGGACUCGCCUAGCCAGCUGCUGGUGGUGGAUAUCUGCGCCGAAUACAUUCCGUUGGAGGAAGGUGACAAGGACAAGGACUCCAACAUGGCUGUUAUGGAGAUCGCUCUGCCCUCCGGAUAUGUGGGAGAUGCCGACAGCUUGGGCAAGAUCGAGGCCGUGGAUCGCGUGAAACGUGUGGAGACCAAGAACUCCGACUCCACGGUGGUCGUCUACUUCGACAGCCUGACUCCCGGGGAUGUGAAGUGCCUGCCUGUGGAGGCCACCAAGGCUCAUGCGGUGGCCAAGCAAAAGCCAGCCUCUGUCAACCUCUACGACUACUAUGACACGGAGCGCAAGGCCACCGAGUACUACCAGGUGAAGUCCUCGCUCUGCGACAUUUGCGAGGGCUCCGACUGCGGAGAGGGAUGUCAGAAGACCUAAGGGUUGGAUCAUUGUAGAAAAAGCUGAAACUUCAAAGUAAUAAGUUAAUAAAUAAAAAUGUCUUAAUUUUA
Drosophila serrata is the source of this 4360-nucleotide messenger RNA. It is a transcript of the gene Tep2, whose product is annotated as Thioester-containing protein 2. The record is from RefSeq and is a predicted model, not a curated record. Lineage: Eukaryota; Metazoa; Arthropoda; Insecta; Diptera; Drosophilidae. Gene Ontology annotation, molecular function: endopeptidase inhibitor activity. Gene Ontology annotation, cellular component: extracellular region.